Achroia grisella is the source of this 1955-nucleotide messenger RNA. RefSeq lists its product as uncharacterized. NCBI's taxonomy places the organism in Eukaryota, Metazoa, Arthropoda, Insecta, Lepidoptera, Pyralidae. The coding region runs from base 361 to 1521 and encodes 386 amino acids. The transcript is spliced from 7 exons. The record is from RefSeq and is a predicted model, not a curated record.
UGUGAGCACGCGUGACUCGCGCACUGACGCCGUCAUUCGGCAUUCGAAACGUAAAUAAAAUUCGCGAUUCGUUCGAAAUUUAAAAAACUGUGUUGAAAGUGAAUAAAUAUUGUGUGUGAAUCGUACUGGCCACAUAAUAAAAAGGUGACAUCGUUGUGAGUCGAUGACCUACCGGAUUCGAUAAUAGUCACAACAUUACACCUCUAUACACAGUGUUGCCACUUUAUAAUAAGUUCGUAAUCAUUAGUAGAGUUGUGAAAAUGACAUAAUAGUGUGUAUCAGUGAUUUUGUGCGCAUUCAGUUCAGUUUUUUUAUAAAUAUUUUGUAAUAGUUCAGAAUCCGUAAUAAAAAAUAGUGAAAAUGGAGGCUUUAGAGAGGAGAGGGAUAUACUUCAUAGCAGUACUAGUCAUCUUUUGCAGUCAACACAUAGCAGUGGAAGGCCACCGUAACUCAACCAAGAUGUCAUACGUGUGCCCCCCGCAGUUCAUCAGGCUCGGGCACAGCUGUUACUUCUUCAGCGAGAAUAAGGCCACCUGGCAGAAUGCGCUUUUUGCGUGCAAGGACCGAGAAAGCAACCUGUCAGUACCAGCUCGAUGGGAGGACAGGAAUCUACGCGCCUAUCUCAAUAAAUCCGUUUUAGAUGGUGUCAGUCGUUGGAUAGGGGGCAUAUAUGACCAUAUCUCGCAAUCCUGGAAGUGGGGGGGUGAACUGCGCGAGAUGCACUACCAGUCCUUUUCCAAGAUGAAAAAGAUGUCCCCGAGCGAACUAAAGUGGCACUGCAUAGCCAUGGUGCCUGAUCUUUUAUUUAGGUGGGCACCAAAGAACUGUUACGAGCCUCUGAAAUUCAUCUGCCAGACGAAACUUCGAAAGGUACACAAAUCGAAACUCAAAGAACUGCGCCGGCGCUGGCAGAGGAUGGGUCAGUUGAACGAGAUAACCGCGCCGAGCGUCAGUCGCGAAGUGGGCGAUCGAAACAACGAUCUGAGCGUGCAGCCCUACAGAAACCCGAAAUCCUACGACCUACGACCGAGCCCCCUCCGACUGCAACCGAGGGGGAAUAGAACGAGGACAACUGUAAUCCGAAAUCAUCUAAAAAAUUACAGAUAUAGAGUGAAUGAGUUAAGGAAGCGGUCACGAUCACCUGGUGCUUCUAGGCGACUCAGAAGACCAUUUAAAGGUUACCAGUGGAAACGAUCGGACCCUGAAGGCUCUUACAACCACAACGUGAAAGUGCUUAUGUCCGGAAAAACUGGGCUGACGUCACAACAGAUCAAGACGCACCUGGCGCGCCUCGCUCACAUCCGCGAUGUGCAGAUAGCAAAGAGUAAACGCCUCCGGGAGAAGAAAAGCGAUUGGCUUGUGAACGAACCCCAGUCUGUGCUAGUACACACACACGCAAGAACCUAUACGAUAAACAACAACAUCAGCGCAUUGCAUCCUAAGACGAUAGUCGAAGAGUUCGAUCUGUUUGCGGCACCCACUCCUGUCGUUCUGCCCAACCAAGUGCUUGCCGGCCGAUAAACGAUGUAUUGUUGUUGUUCGUAGUGAGAGAUCUGACAGUUUGUGUGCACGAUUGCUUACGUUCUUCUUAUAGUAGCUAGGGCGAGACGACAUGCUUUCGAUAUUUCACUCUUUACCGUUUUUGUAUUAUGUUUUUAAGCCAAGAGACAACUCGAGUUACCAACUUCGCUAUGCUUCAAAGCAUUUGAUCGGUACGAUCAAGUGAGACAAUUUUCAUUUCCACUUUUUGUAACUUUAAAUAAUUAUUGAAUAAAUUACAAAUUACUAUUAAAUUACAAACGAAUAUAAGAGUAAAAAUCUUUGAAUAUUUCUUUGUAUUUUAUAAUGAUAUAAGAUGACUAAGUUCUCUUCAUAAUUAUUUAAACACGCUUAGCAGUUUAUUUAUAUUUAAAUUAAACAUAUAUAAAAAUGUAGUAUUCUAUAGAACGUUGUAA